CUCCAUACGAUAACUUCCUUCGAUAUAGUUUAGUUUACCAGUCGAUGUCAUACCCUGUGAACGAUUUUUUUAUUAAAAAAAUACACGUUAUAAAUCCGUUCAGUUAAAAUGUUUUAUCAUAGAUUGCAUGAUUCGGUGCAAAUUUUUGUUCUGUUAUUCGUGUCUGUAAGUUUAACUGUUAACUGCGAAUAUACAAAUACUGAUGGACUGUCUUCCAGUGACGAUUGUAGGUUAAUUAAAGUGGAGCGUAUCAUCCGAUCUCCCGGAUGUAAUGCUGAACGAUCAAUAUCAUUUGCCUGUAAAGGUAAAUGUAGCAGUUAUCUGAAGGUUUCUGGUUCUAAAUUUUGGGAAAUGGAAAGAUCUUGCAUGUGUUGUCAAGAAAGUGGAGUGGGAGAAGGUUCUGUUAGAUUACUUUGUCCAAAAGCUAAAAAAGGAGAGAAGAAAUCCAUAACAAUAAAUACAAAAGAACCAUUGGAAUGUAUGUGUAGGCCAUGCACCAGUAUUGAAGAAAGUUCUGUAAUCCCUCAAGAGAUGCUCGGUUAUCUGAACGAACCGCCAAUUAGUGGUCAUUUUGUGGAAUCAGAGUACUCGUAAAGUUAUGCAUUUCAUAGGUUAAGCUAUGUUGAAUCGAAUGUAGGUAUAUGAUUUUUAAAAAUUGAAAUGUAAAAUAUUUGUUUAUAUUAUGUUAUAACAUCUUUUGUAUUGUCAAAUUUUUCAACCCAUGGAUAACUGGAUAUAAUAAUAGACAAUUGUUUGUUCAGAUUCA
Planococcus citri (citrus mealybug) is the source of this 766-nucleotide messenger RNA. RefSeq names its product bursicon-like. The transcript is spliced from 4 exons. The record is from RefSeq and is a predicted model, not a curated record. Bases 109 to 594 code for a protein of 161 amino acids. Gene Ontology annotation, biological process: animal organ morphogenesis. Lineage: Eukaryota; Metazoa; Arthropoda; Insecta; Hemiptera; Pseudococcidae. Gene Ontology annotation, molecular function: BMP binding; receptor ligand activity.